Molecule: messenger RNA, 2768 nt
Organism: Hemicordylus capensis (graceful crag lizard)
Lineage: Eukaryota; Metazoa; Chordata; Lepidosauria; Squamata; Cordylidae
Gene: RTN4R
Product: reticulon 4 receptor
Exons: 2
Coding region: 611-2065 (484 amino acids)
Cellular component (GO): plasma membrane
Molecular function (GO): protein binding
Source: RefSeq, a predicted model, not a curated record
UUUCUCUCUCUCUCUCUCUCUCUCUCCUCCAGCCAGUAAAUCCGAUCUAGGCCGAUUCCUCUCACGUCAAACCACAUGAUCCCAUAAAACAUUCAUCACCUCUCAGUCCCCCGCUCGAGCAACCCAAGCCAGCCUCGGCGUCCGCUCGCCUCCGCUCCCUGCGCCCUCGGAGAAAGAAAACAGCCUCCCCCUCCCUCCCUCCCCACCUGACGGCGGGGGAAAGACCCCGACUGGGGCUACCCAGCAGAGCCGAGGCAGGUGCGAUCGCGGCCAGAAUCGUCGGUGCCCGCCUGCCUUGCCAGCGGCGGCGGCAUUGGCGAGGCGGCAGCCGCCCCAGUUUGUUCGGGAAGGCAGAGCUCGCGGCGCGUGGUCUCUUCUCUUGCCUGGAUGCUGGCUCCGGCCGCGGGAUUGCUGCGCCUCGGUCGCCCGAGGAGCGAGGCGGGCAUCGGCGUCCGCAGAGGUGGCGGCAGCCGCGGCGGCAGGAACCCCGUCCCCGCGCUGGGGUGGAAGUUUGCAUGAGGCUCCGCUGCGCCUCGCUCUCUCCGCGCCCCUUCUGGGAAGGAUCGGAUCCCCUUUGCCCUCCGAGACGUGCCUUCGCCGAACCCCUAAAAUGAAGAGGGCUGCUGCUGAAGGAAGCAGACUGCUGAUUUUGGUGCUUUGCUUGAACUUCCCGUCAGAAGCAGAUUCCUGCCCUGGGGCGUGUGUAUGUUACAGCGAACCCAAGAUCACCAUCAGCUGCCAGCAGCAAGGACUUGGAGCCAUCCCCACCGAGAUCCCUGUCCAGACUCAACGCAUCUUCUUGCACAACAACAAGGUCACCUUGAUCAGGUCUACCAGCUUCACCUCCUGCCGCAAUAUGUCCAUCCUCUGGAUCCAUUCUAAUAACAUUAGCUUCAUUGAACCAGGGGCAUUCUAUGGGCUUCACAAGUUAGAGGAGCUGGACCUCAGCGACAACACGAACCUGAGGUCUAUCAACCCUUCCACCUUCCAGGGCCUCAUCCACCUUCACACUCUGCACCUUGACCGUUGUGGGCUGCUGGAACUCUCCACGGGGCUCUUCCGGGGGCUGUUCUCCUUGCAGUAUCUCUACCUGCAGGAUAACAACCUGCAGAACCUCCUGGAUGACACCUUUGUGGAUCUUGCUAACCUCACCUACUUGUUUUUGCAUGGGAACAAAAUUAAGAGUUUGUCGGAAAGUGUCUUUCGGGGGUUGAUCAACCUUGAUAGGUUGCUCUUGCACCAGAACCGGGUUAGCGUGAUCCACCAUCGGGCGUUCCAUGACCUUGGAAAAGUGAUGACCUUGUAUCUUUUUAAUAAUAACCUGACGGUGCUCACGGGAGAAACGAUGGCCCCCUUGGUAUCCCUCCAGUAUCUCCGUUUGAACGGCAACCAGUGGGUGUGUGACUGCCAAGCUCGGUCACUCUGGGAUUGGUUUAAACAAUUUAAAGGCUCCUCCUCGGAACUGGAGUGCCAUCUGCCCGCUCACCUGGCUGGGAGGGACCUCAAGAAGCUGCAGAGCGCUGACCUGGAGGGCUGCGUUGACUCGUUCAACCAGAUCCGAACGAGCGUGUUUAGCACAAAGACCCGAUCGGGCAAGUUGCCAACGGCCGACCCACCCCUAAAUCCCCCCGACAGCUCGCGGAAAUGCUGCCAGCCGGAAAUAGAGAAGUCUUUUAUUUAUGAAGCCAAAGGCAAGGCGGCUCCCUCAUCACACAGCAGCCGGGCUUCUCCCAACAAUCCUCUCAAGGAUAAGGAGAAUAUGGCCAAAACCAAGUACCAAGUCGAGACGGACCCUUCCAAAAACGGCAGCAACAAGCAGAUCAAUGACUCGCCGUUUGGGACUUUCCCCAGUGUGGUGGACCCUCCCUUGACCAACUUUAAGCCUGAAUUCCUGGGCCCCAUUGAACCUUCCACAGUCCCCACCAAAAAGAGGCAGGGGUGCUCUAAAAAGAACAAAUCAAGGUCACAAUGCCGGGUCGCCCAACAACCCCAAAGCUCCACAUCACAGCUAAUCCCAAGCUUAUUGAUCUCCCCCUUGGUGUGGGGUCUCUUUUGGUUCUGUUAGAAACAACUCGUUUUAUUUUCUUGGAGGAAUGAGUCUCUAAUCCCAGGAUAUGGGUUUAAAAAUAAAGCCACCUCUACAAAAUGUUGCAAAUGAGAAGAAAGUGAGCUAUAUCCAGAGAAAGCUUUCUUACAUAAAAAGUUAACUGGAUGCCUUUAUUAAAAAAAAACGAAAAACACACCCAAAAACUACAAACAAAAUGUUGUACAUAAUUUAUUUGUUCUUCCUGAAAUCUGUGUGUUCAGUCUUCUGGUCCUUGGAACUGCCCGUCCCCACAAUAGGCUUUUGGUCAAAGCAGAUGCUUAAAAAAAAAAAAAGACAUUAAAAACCCAUCCCAAAAUAAAACGGAAAAAAUAAAGGUGCAAAAGCAAAAAUGAUACGCCUUUAACGAUGUUUUUUAACACAUGUUCUUUGUAAUCUGAACCCAUUCCCAAACAAUGCCUCAAGUUCCCCCAUCUGCAGAGGUGACACUUCAGUGCUGUUUCUAUCCCUUCGGUUUCCGAAUCUUGAAGUUUAAUAGUCUUGGGUUUUCGAUCCUGCCAUGUUUACGGGAGGGGGCAUUUGUUCAAGAAUGCUCCCUUGUCAUUCAUUCGAGACUGCAGUAUAUAUAUAAAUAUAUACAUAUAUAAAUAGAUAUGCAUUUUAUUUUACUUGUGUACAAGUUCAACGAGAAAAGAGAUAUAAAAUAAAGAUUUCUUUUUUUUCC